CUUUCGACUCUCUAGGGUUACGGCUUGACGAACGCAGCUGCUCUACGCGUUAUCUCCCUCUUCAAUUCGCGAACCGAAGAACCGAUCAAAACUGAUACAGAUUAAAACCCUCUAAGCUAGAAUCAUACUUCAAUUGCUCACAAGUUAACUUUGAGAAGGAAUUGGUUUUGAUUUUGGUAGAUUGGGUUUUGAGAAAGAUAAGCAAUGGCUGGAGUAUUGGGUGGGGAAUGUUCAUACAAUGAGAGUGGCGUUUCCUCCUACUCCAGGAACUCCAAUGAAAAUCAGGAAGAGGGUUCCCGCUGGUAUUUUGGAAGGAAAGAAAUAGAAGAAAACUCACCUUCCAGGUUGGAUGGUAUCGACUUGAAGAAGGAAACGUACCUCCGCAAGUCUUACUGUACCUUUUUGCAGGACUUGGGUAUGAGAUUGAAAGUUCCUCAGAUUACAAUAGCUACAUCAAUAAUCUUCUGCCAUCGGUUCUUCAUUCGCCAGUCACAUGCUAGGAAUGACAGAAGGACGAUUGCUACUGUCUGCAUGUUCCUUGCUGGAAAAGUUGAAGAAACUCCAAGGCCGUUAAAAGAUGUUAUUGUGGUCUCGUAUGAGAUAAUACACAAGAAGGAUCCUGCUACUGCACAGAAAAUCAAGCAAAAGGAAGUAUAUGAGCAACAAAAAGAGCUUAUACUAAGCGGAGAAAAGAUUGUACUUUCUACAUUAGGAUUUGACUUCAAUGUUUAUCAUCCUUAUAAACCUCUUGUUGAAGCAAUAAAGAAAUUUAAGGUGGCACAGAAUGCUCUGGCCCAAGUUGCAUGGAAUUUUGUUAAUGAUGGUCUGCGGACGUCACUCUGCCUGCAAUUUAAGCCUCACCACAUUGCGGCGGGUGCAAUUUUUCUUGCUGCAAAGUUCCUUAAAGUGAAAUUGCCAUCGGAUGGAGAGAAGGUAUGGUGGCAAGAAUUUGAUGUCACACCUCGACAACUGGAGGAUGUUAGCAACCAAAUGCUUGAGCUCUAUGAGCAAAACCGUGUUCCUGCAUCUCAAGGAAGCGAAGUCGAAAGUAGUGUAGGUGGAGGAUCAGGUCAUCACGUUGGUUCUAAACCAAUAUCAGCACAACGCGCAAGUCAUGAACAUUCAAAAUCUGAUAGUCAUGGAGGCUCGUCAAAAGCUACAGAAAACCACAGGAAUGAAAAUGGGAGUGGUGAGGCAGGUAGUGUCAUUACGGAGCAUACAGAAAAUCAGCCAGCCGAUAAGUCUAGACCGGGAGUUGAGGAACCGGCGAAGGACAAAACAGAGAGAACAGUUGCACAUCUUCCAGAUGAUAGCGCCGCUCAUGAUAAAUCUAGAAAUGUUAAUACAAGUGAUGUUCCGGUCAGCCAGUCGCCGAAAGACUUAAAACUGCUUAGGGAUAAGGUGAAGGCUAAACUAGAGGCUAAGAAGUUGCAAGGUGAAAGGACGAGGAAAAAGGAUCUGAUAGAUGAAGAUGAUUUGAUCGAGAGAGAACUUGAAGAUGUGGAAUUAGCUGUUGACGAUGACAAAGAUAACCAGAAGAAGAACUCCAAAACCAAUCAUAUGGGUACAGAACAGGGCGAUUUUCUUGUUGGAAACAACUUGGUGUGCAAUGCCGAAGAAGGUGAAAUGGUAGAUGAUGUUUCUUUAACAGUGCCUAGUCGGAAGAGGAAAAUGGAAAGCCCUUGUGAAAAGCAGUUAGGAGAAGGAAAGAGGCAACACAACGACAACAGUGAGAAUGUUGAAGAAAGUCAGAAGACAAGCGGAGGAGGAAGUAGUAGUCAUAAUAGUCAUGGUGACUGAGAGCUAAAACGACACUCCCAAGAGAGGUAAAUGAACUUUGUUUUCACCAUCUCAUGAGUCUCUAAGAGACAUUUGGCAAACUUUGAUACCCAGCCAUGGUGCAAACGAACUCGGUGUAUUUAUCAAACUUUUCUUUUUGGCACUUGUACUAUACAAUCCAACGGUUGAGAAACUAAACCAGGUUUCCAUCCAUCAGAAACCUCCCUUGGGUUAGGGACUAUAGUUUUGCAUUCCAUUUGUAUUUUAUAGGCAAGAGAAAACCUCUUGAUGAUUUUGUUUUGCCGAUUUAUGCAAGAGCCAUUGUUAGUUUUUGA
Molecule: messenger RNA, 2114 nt
Organism: Brassica oleracea var. oleracea
Lineage: Eukaryota; Viridiplantae; Streptophyta; Magnoliopsida; Brassicales; Brassicaceae
Product: cyclin-T1-4-like
Exons: 8
Coding region: 205-1800 (531 amino acids)
Biological process (GO): positive regulation of DNA-templated transcription, elongation; regulation of transcription by RNA polymerase II
Cellular component (GO): nucleus; cyclin/CDK positive transcription elongation factor complex
Molecular function (GO): cyclin-dependent protein serine/threonine kinase activator activity
Source: RefSeq, a predicted model, not a curated record